CCAAACACCCCUUUAUUUAGAGUCUGGCUCUGUCCUUCUCCUUAAAGAAACAGAAAGCCAAAUACAAUGAUUGUAAAGGGAAAGAAAAAACAAAAGAAAAAAAGAAAAAAAAAAAAAAGAGGUAAAACAAAAGUGGGUAAAGUGUGCAGGUUAAUAAAUGCCACCUUCCCACCCCUCCAUUUCUGUUCAAAAUUCAAACCCAUCUCCAUCUCCAAAAUAUCUCCAUACCCUCUUCUUCUUCUACCUUUUAUCAUUUUCUAGAGAGAAAAAGACAUGUAUUAUUAGCACAGAAGCAGGAGUGAGAAAGACAAGACAGAGAGAGAAAGAGAAGAUAAUUAAGCUGAAAAAAUGAACACUGCAAGAUUCAUCAAGUGUGUCACUAUUGGGGAUGGAGCAGUUGGCAAGACAUGCAUGCUCAUCUCCUACACUAGCAACACCUUUCCCACGGAUUAUGUGCCUACGGUGUUUGACAACUUCAGUGCUAAUGUGGUGGUCGAUGGCAGUACAGUUAACCUUGGGCUUUGGGAUACUGCAGGACAGGAGGAUUAUAACAGGUUGAGGCCUCUAAGUUACAGAGGAGCAGAUGUUUUCUUGUUGGCCUUCUCUCUCAUUAGCAAAGCCAGCUAUGAGAAUAUCUCAAAGAAGUGGAUUGCAGAGCUAAGGCAUUAUGCUCCCACUGUGCCGGUCGUGCUAGUCGGGACCAAACUAGAUUUACGCGAAGAUAAGCAAUUUUUGAGCAAUCACCCUGGUGCAACCCCAAUAACUACUGCCCAGGGUGAGGAGCUGAAGAAGUUGAUUGGUGCUGCUGUUUACAUAGAGUGCAGCUCAAAGACUCAACAGAAUGUGAAGGCUGUGUUUGAUGCUGCAAUCAAGGUUGUUCUGCAGCCUCCUAAACCGAAGAAAAGGCGACGGAAGACAAGGGCAUGCGUGUUUCUGUAAAUCAAACAUUAUGUUGAUUUCAAUGUUGUAAAGGGUGCAAUCCUUCUUUUUAAUUUUUAUUUCUUAUAUAUAUAUAUAUAUACACACAAUUAUACAUAUUGGUGUUAAUUUUCUUCUUUCCUCUUUCUUCCUUCAUUUUACCCCUUCAUAUGUGUAUAAUUUUCUUAUGAUUCUAUGAAUUCUAUGGCAACUUUAUCCACC
Molecule: messenger RNA, 1140 nt
Organism: Cornus florida
Lineage: Eukaryota; Viridiplantae; Streptophyta; Magnoliopsida; Cornales; Cornaceae
Product: rac-like GTP-binding protein RAC2
Exons: 7
Coding region: 349-939 (196 amino acids)
Biological process (GO): actin filament organization; small GTPase-mediated signal transduction; regulation of cell shape
Cellular component (GO): cytoskeleton; cytoplasmic vesicle; cell projection
Molecular function (GO): GTP binding; protein kinase binding; GTPase activity
Source: RefSeq, a predicted model, not a curated record